AUUACAUUUAGUAUAAUUUAAUGUUUCGGCCCGGAACAACACCAAGGACAAGUGUGUGCAAUGACGAGGUUUUCCUUCGAUAUUAAGCCUCUGUUCCCGGAGGCGAUUAUAAAAGUGGCGUCGGACAUGCUGCCGCAGAACUCUUCCGGCACGCGUGUGCAGUGCGCUGAUGCCGCGAUGAAGAUGACGGAGAUACUCGACUUAAUCGGUAAGAAGUCGGCCGUAGCCCAGGAGCUGGUCAGCCAGGUGACCACGGCCCAGCGUCUGGGGCUGAGCGACAAUCAAAUCGUUUACCUGAUGGCGGAUGCCGAUGACGGGCCCAACGGGUCUGUGGUUGGGCUGCUCAAGGUGGGCACCAAGGAUCUCUACCUGUACGAUGGGACUGGCAAGGCGCACCAGGUGAAGCGGGCACCGGCCAUACUUGACUUUUAUGUGGACGAGAAGCACCAGCGCCGCGGGCUGGGCAAGCAGCUCUUCGAGACGAUGCUGACGCAGGAGGGGUGGUCCCCGGUGAAGCUAUCGAUUGACCGCCCAUCCUCGAAAAUGCUACUCUUCAUGGCCCGCCACUACGGGCUGGUGCGCACCAUACCGCAGGCCAAUCACUUCGUCCUCUAUGAGGGAUACUUUAACGAUGUCGCCCCCUCGUCACCGUCGCCGCAGGGCAACAAGAGCUUGCCAACCAGUUUAGCCGCCGGUUCUAAUAACCAAAGCAGCAUCGGCGAGCGGUGUGCUAAUUACAGGAAACGCCGCACCAUGGAUGAGCCUGGCAGUGGCACCAACUGCAGCAUGGCCGAGAUUAUGCAGAAUUCUCAUGGCAGAAACAACAAAGGCAAUGCCGCUGGCGAUGCACAGCCAUCCAGAAGGAAUUUACGCAACAAUUAAGCUACACCACAGUCCACACGAAUAUGUACAGCACAGACACACAAACACACAGACUUGGGCAGGGCAGAGCAGAGCC
Molecule: messenger RNA, 958 nt
Organism: Drosophila subobscura
Lineage: Eukaryota; Metazoa; Arthropoda; Insecta; Diptera; Drosophilidae
Product: alpha-tubulin N-acetyltransferase 1-like
Exons: 1
Coding region: 61-882 (273 amino acids)
Biological process (GO): alpha-tubulin acetylation
Cellular component (GO): microtubule
Molecular function (GO): tubulin N-acetyltransferase activity
Source: RefSeq, a predicted model, not a curated record